Molecule: messenger RNA, 1756 nt
Organism: Malaya genurostris
Lineage: Eukaryota; Metazoa; Arthropoda; Insecta; Diptera; Culicidae
Exons: 2
Coding region: 307-1332 (341 amino acids)
Source: RefSeq, a predicted model, not a curated record
CAUUGCAACAGGUUGUCCCGAUAGUAUGUCGCGCGAAGUGAUUAUUAAAUGAUAUAAUUUCAUGCAAAUGCAAACCCCGCAUCGGGAUUUCGAUCUGCUGCACUGUAUAGGGCGAUGUGUGUGACCUAACGGUGGAAGUAACCUGAUGGGGCUCAUAAUCUAAGACCCUCGCGGGGAUUCGCAGCCUGAGAGGGUUUGAGACCUACCUGCAAACUGUAUAAAGCUGGGAAGUGUUUCGGUGACCACCGACAGUACCUAUUUCAUUAACGAACAGUACGUUAUCGAUUAGCUGGCAGUUGUAGCAGUAUGAGAGGCUUAGCGAUAAAAUUCUUAAUACUUGUGCUUACUGCCACCGCUGUCUUCGGAGCUACUACUGAUCAACUUAAGGAAUCGAAGAAUAAAAAACCUUCAAAUUCACCAGAGCCAGAUGAAGGAAAGAAGAACACCAAACGACAUUUGUCGUUAGGUUUUGGCUACGGUGGAGAGGGCCUAGGACUUUCUGGUGGAUUAUACGAAGGACAUUCUAUUGGACUAUCAGCAGGAAACGCAGGGUACGGAUACGGUGGAGCUGCUUAUGGAUAUAACGGAGGAUUUCAUGGAAGUGGAAUAGAUUAUGGCGGCGGGUACGGUUACGCAGGUGGAUACGGCUACAGAGGUGGAUUCGGUGGAGGCUUUGUCGGUCACCCUGGCUUUCAUAGACAUUACCACGGUGCCUAUGGGUUCCCGAAGCCAAUUGUGACAGCAACUAUCAAGGAACACAUUCCAGUACCGUUUCCUAAGCCGUAUCCAAUAUUUAUCAAAAAAGCCGUUCCAUUCCCCGUAACUAUUCCCAAACCGGUGCCGUAUCCAGUGUUUGUGAAAAAAGCGAUACCUGUUCCUAUCGAUCGUCCAGUGCCAUAUCCCGUUCCGGUUCACAUCACAAAACAUGUACAGGUUCCCGUACCACAUCCAUAUCCAGUGCCAGUAAAGGUUCCGGCUCCAAUAGUGGUUCCUAAGCCUGUGGUAAUAGCGAAACCAGUUGUUCAUUACACGCCGUUGGUGCCGAUUGCCAAACCAAUUGUCCAUUAUACUCCGUUGGUAUCUACACCCAUAGUGACAGCUCAUGCACCAAUCCUUGACACCGCCGGGCAUAUCUCAGUCGCUAACCAUGGUGUGCACCAAACCCACGGAUCACACCUAAGCGCACAUUACGGUGCGUCUGGCCAAUACGGAUCCGUGAGCCACUAUGGUUCAGCGGGUAACUUCGCAUCAGGUAGUCAUUAUGGAACAGGGGCGCAAUAUGCUAGUGGAGGAUCCAUCGGUGGUGCACUCUGCGAUGACCUGCAUCGAUAGUAGAUUGAAAGUGUAUUAGCAUUUAUUUGCAAUCUUUAGGUUUCAUGUGUGAAUAUAGAACUAGUGAAUUGAGGAACCGAACGUAAGCGAAACAUUUGUAAUUGAAUACAGUCUAGAACUCAUAUCCAAGUAUGAUAUGGGAAAGGUCUAAAACUUGAGGAUACUGCGCAAAAUUGUAUGCAUCUAAUCCUGUGACACAUCACUUCGAGUGAAUCGGGUUUCAAACCAGUACCCGAAAGCAAGCGUAAUAAAAAAUAUCACCUUUUUUACAUAACCAUAGUAAUUAAGCGCGUAUGAUGUGCCCAAUAUAUAAACUGUAAUUAAUUCUUCACCAUUCAAGUCAUGAUUGCUUUAAAGAUAUUUAGGUAAUUGUAGGUUUUCUUUAACGUUUUAUUAUACUUUGAAAACAUCCUGUUACCAACUU